UUAGACUUUCCCUCUCUUUUUUUAGUCGUGUUACCUCUUCUUUUUUUUCAACUGCACACUUUGCGUCUGAGUGAGAUCGUGUCCGAAUGAACAGUCAUGGGAGAGUGGACCAUAUUGGAGCGUCUCUUGGAGGCGGCUGUCCAGCAACACUCCACUAUGAUAGGAAGGAUCCUGCUCACUGUGGUGGUGAUUUUCCGCAUUCUGAUUGUGGCUAUAGUCGGAGAAACGGUGUACAAUGAUGAGCAGGCCAUGUUUGUAUGUAACACUCUACAGCCCGGCUGUAACCAGGCGUGUUACGACAAAGCCUUCCCCAUCUCCCACAUCAGGUACUGGGUGUUCCAGAUCAUUAUGGUCUGCUGCCCCAGCCUCUGCUUCAUCACCUAUUCUGUCCAUCAGUCUGCCAAGCAGAAGGAGCGACGCUACUCCACAGUCUUCCUCUCGCUGGACAAGGAACAAGACUUGACCAAGACGGACGACAGCAAGAAGAUCAAGAACACCAUUGUGAAUGGCGUCCUGCAGAAUUCCGAGAACUCCAACAAGGAGGCGGAGCCCGAUUGCCUCGAGGUCAAGGACAUUCCCAACUCAGUCCUGCGAACUACCAAGUCAAAAAUGAGGAGACAGGAAGGCAUAUCCAGGUUCUACAUCAUCCAGGUGGUGUUCAGAAAUGCCCUGGAGAUCGGCUUCUUGGUGGGCCAGUAUUUCCUAUACGGAUUCAACGUCCCUGCGGUGUACGAGUGUGACCGAUACCCUUGCAUAAAGGACGUCGAGUGCUAUGUCUCGAGACCUACAGAGAAAACUGUGUUCUUGGUCUUCAUGUUCGCUGUCAGUGGUAUUUGUGUGGUGUUCAACUUAGCGGAGCUCAACCAUCUGGGCUGGAGGAAGAUCAAAGCUGCAGUUCGAGGCGUGCGAGCAAGGAGGAAGUCCAUUUAUGAGAUCCGGAACAGAGACCUGCCUAGGAUGAGUAUGCCCAACUUUGGACGUACUCAAUCCAGUGACUCUGCAUACGUGUAAAUGUGUGUUGUACAUGUACAAAUACUGUACACGGAAACUCCUGGUACAAAGUAUCUGUCAGUACUCCUUUGGGGGCAUGUUGAAUCUUUCCCAAAACAUAUCUGAACCUUUGUCUUAGCCUGGUCAUUUCUAUGACUGACUUUAUGACUGAAUUGUUGAGAUAGUUUUUUUUCUUUUAUGACAUGGAAAAACUGAAUGGUUUGAUUCUUUAAACGUGAGGUUGUGAUGAGGAUGGUUGUCGCCUUUGAGCAAAUCAUACAGGUAUUCACUAAUACGCUAUGACAAAUGUAGAAGGACAAUUUCAACAUGCAGCUCUUUUUUCUCAUUCUUUUUUUUUUAUCGGACAUAAGCAUCUUCUGAAAAGAAAAUUAAAUCAUUAUCAGUAGGAUAUACAAGUGUCCCUGAAGUUUGGACAUCCAUCCAUCCAUCCAUUUAGUACCGCUCACCAGCUCAGUGGCUUUGUGGUUAGAGUGUCCGCCCUGAGACUGGAAGGUUGUGAGUUCAAACACCGGCCGAGUCAUACCAAAGACCAUAAAAAAAUGGGACCCGUUGCCUCCCUGCUUGGCACUCAGCAUCAAGGGUUGGAAUUGGGGGUUAAAUCACCAAAUGAUUCCCGAGCGUGCCGCACGCUGCUGCUCACUGCUCCCCUCACCUCCCUGCAAAGGACACAUUUCAUAUCUUUCUUGAAAAUGGCCUUGCAAAUAUAUAUCAAUAUAUCUCCUUCUUUGUGGGGCAACACUCACUUUGAAAUGACAAGUGAGUAUCCAGUCACAGUCUCGUUAACAUCAGGUUACCUCAGGCCUGGGCAAUUAUUUUGACUCGGGGGCCACAUUUAGAGAAAAAAAUGUGUCUAUCUAUUUUUAGGAACACUAAUACAAAACCUCACAAUAAUGUCUGAUUGAAUGCUUAAAACAUUAUGACAGACCGCCUUAAAAAACGUAAUGGAAUUUUAAAUCUUUCUAGUAACGAUACAUUUGACAAAAUAUGAAUGUCAUACCCUCUUCAAUCUACAUAUUUCACAAUCAAGUGAAACGCAACAAAAAUGCAACAAACAGUGAAUAUGAACGCGAAGGGUACAAA
Molecule: messenger RNA, 2091 nt
Organism: Nerophis lumbriciformis (worm pipefish)
Lineage: Eukaryota; Metazoa; Chordata; Actinopteri; Syngnathiformes; Syngnathidae
Source: RefSeq, a predicted model, not a curated record